Sesamum indicum (sesame) is the source of this 1449-nucleotide messenger RNA. RefSeq names its product zinc finger CCCH domain-containing protein 14. NCBI's taxonomy places the organism in Eukaryota, Viridiplantae, Streptophyta, Magnoliopsida, Lamiales, Pedaliaceae. The record is from RefSeq and is a predicted model, not a curated record. Gene Ontology annotation, molecular function: metal ion binding; mRNA binding.
AAUCUUAUCAGUAUUGCCAUUCGUGUAGGCCUCAGUAUUUAUAAGCUCAGCUUCUUGAUUCUUCGCUCUCUCUAGCUCCGAGUAAAAACCCUAGUUGUAGAGUAGGAUUAGGAUUCGACUGGUUCAUUUGUGCUUUCGUUUGCUCUUUUACCUUCUAGCUUAGUAGCUGCUGUUCUUAAAAUUUUCAACUUUCGUGGAAUUGAGGUUUUCUGUUGACCGAUAAUUUUGUCGUUUCAGUAUCGUUCUACUUUUAUUUUUCUUUAAUCGAUUUAAAUCUUGAUCUGUGAGCUAUGGACACGCGUAAGAGAGGCAGAGGCGAAUUUGCUAACGGCGGUGCGAAGAAAUCUAAGUCAGAAAUCGACUCCUUUUCAAGUGGUAUAGGAAGCAAAUCGAAGCCAUGCACGAAGUUUUUCAGCACUGCUGGUUGUCCAUUUGGUGAGAAUUGCCACUUCCUUCACUAUGUUCCUGGUGGCUAUAAUGCGGUUGCCCAGAUGAUGAACUUGGCCCCUGCCCCUGCCCCUACCUCUAGAAUGUUAACAGGUCCGCUAGCUGUCCAGAAUGGUUCCUCUGCAGCUGCUGUUAAAACCAAAAUAUGCAACAAAUACAAAACGGCAGAAGGUUGCAAAUUCGGUGACAAAUGCCACUUUGCUCAUGGUGAAUGGGAGCUCGGCAAGCCUAUUGCACCUUCUCAUGAAGAUCCACACUCCAUGGGAGCUAUUCCUAACCGUUUUGGUGGUAGACCGGAGGCACCUAUACCAGGCCCAGCAGCCAGUUUUGGCGCAUCAGCCACGGCCAAGAUCAGUGUGGAUGCUUCUCUAGCUGGAGCCGUCAUUGGGAAAGGAGGGGUGAAUUCCAAACAGAUCUGCAGGCAAACAGGAGCCAAGCUGGCCAUCCGAGACCACGAAUCAGAUCCAAAUCUUAGAAACAUAGAGCUCGAGGGUUCGUUUGAACAGAUUCAGCAAGCAAGUGCAAUGGUGAGAGAACUUAUUGUUAGCGUUGGCUCAGCAGCCGGCCCAGGGAAACCAAUGGGAGCUACUGGCGGCCCUCCUGCCCCAGGGAGCAACUUCAAGACCAAGUUAUGUGAGAAUUUCUCCAAAGGCUCCUGCACUUUUGGCGACAGGUGCCAUUUUGCACAUGGGGCAGCUGAGCUACGGAAAAGCGGGAUAUGAGUAGUACCUCUCGUUUUAGCACGACGCAAUUGGUGUUUUCUUUGGUUUCAUGGUGAACUUUUCCGUCUAAGUUUAGUAGUUGGAAGAACCAAUACUCGUGUGGUUACUCAGUUAUUCAUAGUAUUUUGGACUAGUACAGAAUCAGUUGUUGCAGGUUUGCUGCUUGUAUCAUGAGUGAUCAUUUCUUGGCUUGUGCUUUUUUUCUCUCCAGUCCUGUUUCAUGUUGAUUCGUCACUGGUUAAUCCUUUUCGUGGAAAAAAGUGAUGCCCUGUUUCUCUGA